UCGUGCUGUCAGGACGCCAUGGCUGAAUUCGUCGGUUGCCGCGAAUCGAGCGAACCUGUGAGUGAAAUGCGAGAAGUCCCAUUUGUCGAAACCGUCGACUGAUUUUCUGAGGUUUGUGGACGGUUUCCGUAAAGUCUCGCCGACGUCCUCUUGGACUACCAGAAUCCGGCAAAGGGAAAAACCAAGAGGAAAGAGAAGAUCCGUCGAAGUCGCGCAGAUUGACUGCCGGUUUUUCGCGGGGAAAUUUACCUAAAGAGCGUCUAGCUUUCUCCGAGCUUUCGAGAAUUUUGAAAGACGAUCGAUUGCGUUGCGUCGCUAAGAUGUGAGCCCAAUUGACAAGAUUUUAAAACAUUUUUAUCGGCUGACCAGUUGUCUUUAAAUAACUCUCCGUCCACUGGACGGUCACGGAAUAUAUCUCUUGAUAUCACUUGAAGAAAGCAGGAGAGCGAUGCCCACAGGUGCUGACUGUUGAUCGAAGAUAACCAAAGUAAUAACAAAGGACAACAUGGCUUGCGAUUCGCAGCGCAGCCUUGGCAUGUUGAAGGCGCUACGUGAAGCCAAAGGUUCUGUGGAGAAGUGUGAGGCGCUUGCCUACUUUUCCAGCAAUGCCUUUAAACUGGAAUCAACGACUGGUUUUACAAAGGAACAAUACAAAGAAUUACUAACGUUGGUCUUGGAUGCCUUUAUGCACGGAGACCUGGAUGUUCAUAGCGAAGCGAGCCUUGUAUUGAAAGCUAUCCUUUCUGGCUUAAAAAGUCCUAAGUUAUUUGCGUUAUUACAUUCGAUCGAUAACAAGCAGAGACUUAAAUUUUGUCAAUUCUUGGAAAAUGUUGAGGAUAAGGUAUUGCUAGCGGUGACGGAGGAUGAAUUUAUCGUGAAGUUUUUUACUCUUUGCUUGCCUGUUGAUCCAUCUAAGGAAUGGAUAGUGAUAACAGGGUGCGAAGAUAAUUUGCAACAGUUUUUGAAAACUGAGGAUAUGGCUCUUUCGUCUGACCAGGAAAUAGAAAGCCAAAUAAUUAAUAGUGCCAUUGAAUUACUUAGAAGAUUAUAUGAAAGGGCACCAGUUACUUCUGAUUCUCGUAUACGUCAGUUUGACAGGUUGAUUAUGGAUCCGAUAAUAAAAUUAGCUUACAUGGGUCACAAACGCCAUCGAAGUUCAGCAUUAAAAUUAUUACAACAGACAAUGAAUUCGGGUAUAGGAACCUAUGCUCGUGAAAAUCAUGGGGAUCUGUGGUUACAGUACAAGAACUUAUUGCAAAGUACAUACUACAAGAGAAUGGCUCUCUUGGUAUCAGCAUGCAAUCUAGACUGGGCCACGCAGUGGACAUUAAGUCUUCUGUUACUCGGUACCGACCUUCACCGUGGUGCAGGAUUAAUAAAUAAUUUAUUAAGCGUAGAAGAAAAGGCUUUUAAAUCAACUGACACUACCGUUCGAAGGCAGGCAUUUUUAUGUUGGAAACUAUUAAUUGACAAUUUCGCUCUGGAUCCUCGAGAACUGGCCACCAGUAGAAGAAUAAAGCUGUUAUGUAUUCCUCUAAACGCGAAAAAUAGCAAGACUGAGCUGAUAGCUCUCACCAAACUGGAAGUCUGGUGGCACUUAAUUGUCAAGCUGUACCCAGACAUCAGCAAGUUCGUUACAGUACUGACGCAGUUUUUAAAUUUUUCCUUCGGACCCCUGGGGGAUACUCCACUGAUGUCGGCUAAAUGCGACGUCGUUGCAUCUCCUGGCAAGAGAUUUUACAAAACGAAAGUUGUUGCUGUCGACAUGCUCUUUCAGCUUUUGGUUGUCAACGAGGAGGAUCGCAAGGCGAUUCGUCCUGUGGCAGAAGAGAGGCUUCCGCACGCAGUGACAGAUGUGGUCUUUCGAGAAAGCUACAAAAGCUUUGUACACAGUAUAGGAGAAGUCACUUUGAUACUUGACAACCUCAACGAUAAGGAUUUCAUGAAUAGGGAGCAGCUCGGAAGAAUCCUGUGGACUAAUCUAUUGGCUCGGACUGGAAAUAUCAGUGAUGACCUAAAGACUCAGGCAUACAGGGACUCCGUACUAGUUGCUACUGAGUUGACGCAGCACCUUGCAGAUAAACCAAUGAUAUUGGAGAUAUUUUUACGGGACGUUUUACAAGGACUUGCGAACGUCUACGAUCGCAUACCUGUUCGUGACGAUGCCACGUUCACCCUGGUGUUGAAGUUUAUGACACCUGCCGUCUUGAAGAAUUUAAAUAAGAACCACUGCGAAGCGUUGAAGCAGCUGCUGUGGCCAAAGGAUACGAUCAGUUAUCCCCCGAACAUGUUGUCAUUUGUAAGAAAAGUUCUAGAGAAGCUGAUAUCUAUUAGCAAAGAGCAUAGCAUAAAUUUUGCUACCGAGGAACUCUGGUGUAUUCUGGCCAAGUUAAUGACAAAGUACAUGAGUGAUGGUCAAGAAAUCAACGAAGGCAAUGCUGCGGAGCAUAACUUCCAGACCAUUUUAUCACUCAUUUCGUUUCCUUUUACUAACAUCCACUGGCAGAAUAUUUUACAGACAAAAAGUUUCUCCGGCACGUGGAGAAAUCUUUACAAGCAGUUCGAUGCACAGGCAGAUUUGGUGGCUACGGUGAGGCCAAAUGAAAUUCUGAUCACCGUUACCGAAUUAAUUCAGAAGUGCUUGGAAGAUGACAAUAAAUGCUACUCCUUCGCAAUCAAUUGUCUGGAUGCCUUGCUGAGCUCUAUCAACUAUGAUUGCUUGCUGGCUAUGGAGGAGGUACCCAACAUCGUUCAGUUGAUAGCUGACCUAACGAUCCGUGCUUUCCAGAAGAAACACAAUAUAGAAGUGGAGAUCGCCUUGAAGAGCUUAUCGGCGCUACUGAUCACCAUCUACGGACUGAAUCCGAAUAAAGUGACGAGUUAUUUGAUGGUCGUGAGACCUGUAAUAGACUUGAUGCUGGUUUCUAGACCGACGGAGAAGCUGAACAAAGAGGUGCCCAACGUCUGGGAAACGGUGGUCAGCAUCUUCAGGGGUCUCAACAAGCAGCUCUCGUAUGACUUGUUGUCGGCUUAUCGGGAAACGAUAACGCGAGCGGUGUCUCACUCGCAUCCUGAGAUCCAGGAGCAAGCCUUCCUGAUCUUCGACAUUCAAGAGAACCUUGAAGAGAAGGCGAAAGGUCUCCUCGCGGAGCUCUCGGAGUCCUUGAAGUUGCAUCCAGGGAAGGUCGAUCGCGUUGCUAAAAAGGAAACCGAAAAGGCGGCGCCGAAGCAGGUCAAGAUAGUGGGAAGUUUCCUGAAUAGAAGACCAUCUACACCGAGGCCGUACCUUGGGAAAGGCAAAGAGAAGGAAGAGAGGAAACCUGUCCAGCAGAUUGAUCCGGACUCUCAGGAAUACGUGCUGAUAGAGAGCGACGUGAGGUUCGAGGUGAACCGACUUACGGAGCACCAGAAGGAGAUCCUGAAGAGACGGAGGGAGGACAUCCCUGCUUUGUACAACGAUUUAUCCCAGUCCACUUCCCAAGACUCCGACAACCUGCAGCAGUGGUUCGAUAACAAAAUUAAACAGACGGCUGAGUUGGAAAGGGAGAAGGGUUUAUCUGGCAGUAAUAAGGAGAUUAAGCCGAACGUAGACUUCGAUGCCAACAAGGAGAACAAGCGCGAAACUGACCCGCCGAAGACUCUGGUCGACGAGAGGGUCUCUUCACCAAAGAUCGACCUAAAGCUUAUAAAUAACGUUGAACUAAUCAAGUCUAAUUCACCAGUCGAGGUGAACGGUGCGAAGAGCACCGAAAACUCAGCCAAAGGGAGUUUUAAACUCGAUGAGAGCGAGCUAGCCAAAAAUGAUGAUACCUCUUCGGCAACUUCUUUGGCGGCAAGUGAAAAAAUCCCGGAGGCGCCUCGAGAAAACGAGACUCUCGACGCGUCGGGGGAGUCCGUGGCGAAGAAAUUGAAUUUCGAGUCGAGGGAUGAGUUUCCUGAAGAGAAGGACCAAGUUGAGGGGAGCAGGAAGAAGAGCCGGAAUUCGCUGGGCAAGUCGGAGGUCGGUUCGAGCAAGAACGAAGGUAGGUUGCUGAGGGGCAAAGGCAAGCCUGGGAGUGCCAAAAUGGCGAACGAGGAUGCGACAGAUGCGAGCAAGAAAGGGGUGAAGCGUAAAGCUGCGUCCGACAGCGAGUCCGAAGCUGGUCAGGGUCAGAGGAGACGAAGAAAGACCACGGAAGAGAUCAGCGACACGGACAGCGUGGUGUCCUCGGAAAGCGACCACGUAGAUUGCAACGGUAUGCUGAUGGACCGAGAAAAUGUCAGCCAGAGGACCAGGAAAGAGAUGUCUCGUCUGCAGAUCAACAUGAAUUUUGAUAGUCCCUUGCCUAACCGACGUCGCUCGAAAGCGAACGAUGAAGAGUCCGGAAAGAAGGGUUCGCGUAGGAAGAGCCAGGGCGCUGCGGAUGGGAAGGUGAAACUCGGCGAAGGUCAGAUGAAAACCCACAGAGCCUCUGUAGGGAGGCCUAAGAAGAACUUGGAUGCCCAGUCCUCUCAGGAUAAUGGUCUUCAGAGAAGAAGGAAGAGCUCGAAACAGGAUGAACGACCCGAAGAGACGAACGAGAAUGAAGCUGCUGGAGAGGUCAAUAUACCGCAAAAGAGGACAUCACCGGUGGAAGCUAAGCUUGGAUCCAAGGUAUUCCCGAAGGAGGACCUUGAAGAGCCGAAGCCGAAGAGUGGCAGAAAAACGACGCCUGAUAGAAGCCUCCCUGGGCAGUCGGAACAGGACGAAGAACCUGAAGAAGAGCUACAGGCGGAGGACAAGGAUGUUAAGAUCUCGAAACCUGCGGUGGUUAUCCCGGAGACGAUUAUCGAGAACCCCGAAGAGCAUGAUAUCGGGACUCAGGACAUCGUCGAGAGCUCCCAGGAGUCGAGCCUUGAGGCGCAGUUGGAGAAGAAGUGUACCGAGAGGAAGUGCUUCAUCAAGAUCAACAAGAUAGAAGCUCCGGCUGGCGACAAGAUGGAGGAGGACAAAGUCAAUGAAAGCGCGGAAGUCCUUCCUCGAGGGAACCUUGAAGGGGGGGAGAUCAUCAACGACAGCGAAGAGGUGGAGAAAAGCGUCCAUCAGUCCCAGGUUAUCGAAGACGUUGAAGACGAGUCCCUGAAGCAGCCUGCAGUGGAGCCUCGUCCUUUGCCAAUCGGCGACCCUCCUCAGACCUCGAAGCCGUCGCACUCUGGCUUCCACUUCUCCCCGAAGAGCGGGAAACGUUUUGCUAAGCUGAAGAUGUUGUCUUCUCAAGGACGCGCCGCUCAGAUGUUGGGUCUGAUCGCAAAGCAAACAGGAGUGGAGAACGAGGGGCAGAUCCUUGCCAGGGUGGAGGAGGAGUUGAAGAAGCCGCGGUCGAGGGACUUCGAGAACGAAGGCUUCUUCGCGAGGAAGGAGAAGAUCUUACCCAAGGAGCCGGAGAAAUUCGGGAACCCGAGCGGCAGCAGGCAAGAGAAGAUCUUCAAUAACAUGAAGAUCACCGAGUUCUGCGCGUCCUCGUUGCCCAAGCCCUUCGUCAACCUGAAGAACGACGGCGAAAAGGUGUCCCCGAAGAUGGAGAAGGCCUCAUCAGGGCUUGAAAGUAUGGACGUGGACUCGGAGAUUAAGAUCGACCAGGAGGAAACUUCAAUACGGGAUGACGAUGACGACCUGCCGAUGCUGGAGUGGUCCAGCACGAAUCCGCCUUCCUUGACUGCCUCGCCGAGCACCAGUAUUCUAAAACGCGGAAGACAGGCUGCUCAAGAUCAACAAGACAAUGAGAUCACGCCUGGAAAGAAAAAGCGCGUCAGUUUCGCGGACCCACCCGUGUCCAAGGAGAUGGGCUACGAGAUCUCCAGCACGGGAUCUCCUCACCGCAUCUCCAAGCUGUCCAUCGCUAGAGUGUCUUCGAGAAUUAAGGAAGGCUCUAUUAAGCCGAAAUCCCCCAGGUUCAGGAUGAUCCAGUUGGACUCCGACGACGAGGACAAAAUAAAGGAAGCCAUCGUUACCGAGGACAUUAUCGACCUGGAUUCCCGGACAGAGGAAGAAAACGAAUUGUUGAGAAACGUAUCGUUCUCGUCCCAGUGGGAGGCUACAGAGAAGGAGAAGAUCUUCGACGUGGACCUUGAAGAGGAGAAGCGACCCGACUUGACGAGCGACUCGGUCGCGGAGAUGGUAGACCUCUCCAGGAUCGACAGCGUCGCGGAAGAGGUUGAGAUAAUAUCGGACUCUGGGUUGAAAGAGGAUGAGAACCAGAAGACUGAUCCGCAGGAACCUGCGGAAGACGCGACGAUGAAGGAACCUUCGGAAGAUGCGAGUUCUGUGGUCCCAGGAACGGUGGAGGACGUUGAGGUGAUGGAGACCCAAGAGGACAUAUUCUGCGUAGAAAAGCAGAAGUACCUAGCCGAGCUAGCUAGUGAACAUGUUGAAGACACCGUCGAAGUGACUAAAGAGGGUUCGGAAGACCCAAUUCACAGUAGCACACCCGAAAGUAGUAGCACCUCCGCCGUCAGCAACAAUAACGACUCGCUGGUGGACGUGGCUGAUUCGGCGAUGGAUCGGACCAGAUCGGAGGACCUGGAAGACACGGUAGACGUGCAGAACGUAACCGGGCUGAACACUUCGGAGAGCUCCGUGGAGAUGGCGUCGAACGGGCCGAUUCGCAGCAGCACAAGAGCCAACCUAGAGCCAGAGGCUGACCAGAGUACGGUGACCGUCACCGAUUCAGUUUUUGGGAGCUUGGCUUUCAGUCAAGACAGUCAACCUUGCAGCAUGCAGCUUGGAGUGGAGCCGAUACCUCCGGAAUCCUUGGACUCGACCCGGCCGAUCUGCCCCUCGCUUUGUUCAAGCGAAGAGGCCUUAGACUCCUUAGCUGGUAAACUGACGAACCCUCUUUGGAAGGAGAGCCUCCUUUCGGAGUUCUCCGACAGGGGCCUUCGUACUGUAGGCGAUCUCGCCCGACUGUCGGAACGGGAGGUCAACAGACUCCCGGUUAAGGGACAUCCGAAGGUGGAGUUCGUCAGGAACGUCUUGAGACGGGUCAGUUCCUCGCCGACGUUACAAGGUGCCACGGUAGUUGGUAGGUCCUUUGAAGAGACGCCAUCAGCGGUUCUGGACUCUGUUCCGACUUCAGCUUCGCCAUCAGCUUCGUCAUCAGCUUUGAAUUUUACUCCACCUCCAGCUUCAACACCUAACCAGGCGCCCUUAUCUCCGGAUAUCGUGUCUAGUACCCGAAGCAGUCCACCAAUGACGACGCCCAAAUCUUCCAUAAACGAGUCUACCGUUCCAUUAGCUGUCUCCCAAUCUUCGACUCAACGAUCUCUAUCGGAACCAACCAAGAAACCAACUUUAAGCGCGACUAGACCCGAGAGUCCGGAGAUCUUCAUGGUCCAACGAGUCCCUAGAGUCGCGACAGUCACCUCAGGAAACGAUGCAGCAUCCUCUUCGAGGACGAAAUCCAAGACGCCCACGACGCAGACGGACACUCCAUCGAUUCGUCGAUAUCUCAUCGUUAAGCCAGAUAUCGAAAUGGACGGUGAAUCCGUGAGAAGAAUCGAACCGUCGACCUCGCAGGACGCCUCGACGUCGGAGGCGUCAAAGAGGGAAGUGGCGAGGCUCGAGGCGCCUCCGACGUCGAAAGUGUCCGUAGGGACGUUGACGGACGUCGCGUUGACGAAGAAGGCCACGAAGAGCGUCGAGGCCCAGAUGGCCUUGGAGGACCUCCUGGACGAGAUCGACGUUACCCUGGUUCUCCAGAGCGCCGUCAGGAGAUGCUCCCCAGAAACCAUCUUGACGCACUACAAGGCGAAGAUGAAGCACAUGCCCGACUCCGAGUUGCAUAAGGAGACCAUGAGGAUCCUGGGGCUGGACGAUAAGCUGAAGUCGAACGAGCUGAACCUGAGGACUGCCUGUCGAGCCUGUGGGAUAAACAAGGUCUUGCUGCGGCUCCCGGACAUCUUCUGCACGGACAAGGAGUUCUUCACGAAAGUUCUCAUCGCCUACAAGAAGAAGCUGAAGGUCGCGGACUGCCUGGAAGCUCUGGACUUCGCCGAGGUGAAGGAUGCGAUGUGCCACAAGUGCAACGCCUCCGAGCUCGCGGAGAUGCUGUCGAAGAAGCUGCAGGAAGAGGAGCAGCAGGGGAUCGAGCAGCCGAUCACGGAGCCGUCGAGCCUGGACGCGAUCCUGAAGAGGAUGCCGAUGGACGUGAUCAUCAGCCACACGGUGGCUAACGAAGAGGUCGUUCCUGCGCGACUGGUCCUGGACAUCGCGGUGCAGAACAACAGCCAUGAAGCCGUUGCCUCUGCCUUGAAGUCCCAGGGCCCAGCCAGGACAUCGGCGCUCUUCGAGGCGCUCUGGUCCUCCAGGGACGUGGCAGCGCGAAUCCGGGAAGGUGCCGUUCCUCGGGAAGAUCUGCUGGAGAUGUUCGGAGCUGUGAGCGAGUCCUUGACUGCCAAAGACCUCCUUGAAGCCUUCGGCCAGGCUAUGAGGUUGAAGCUGAUCAAGGACGAGCCCAGGGAUGCUUUACAGUAGUCGAGUCCUAGUUGGAACCUCCCUGGUUCUUCCUAUCCUCCUGAUCCUGAUCCAGGACGCCUCCUGUAAAUAAUGGCCCGGGUCCCCAGGAACCGCUCGGUAGGAAUCUGAACCCAGAAUCAGAUUUCGCCGCGGGUUCCCCACCUGGAGGUCCUCCUUUUCCUCGAAGAGGGACCUUUUACCCAUCGCGUGUGUUGAAAAUCGUGUUCAGGCUCCCUUGCGAAGGCGACCCCGUGUUGGUCACGCCCUGAGUCGACUUGUCGCGAUUUAGGCUCGAUCGUACAUACCAGAGGUCAAAGUGUUUGGGCUGUACGCACGUCUCUUGUGUAACCGCGACCAUAUACGUCAUGCGUAAUAAA
Orussus abietinus is the source of this 8850-nucleotide messenger RNA. Its product is annotated as telomere-associated protein RIF1. NCBI's taxonomy places the organism in Eukaryota, Metazoa, Arthropoda, Insecta, Hymenoptera, Orussidae. Bases 506 to 8491 code for a protein of 2661 amino acids. Gene Ontology annotation, biological process: telomere maintenance. The transcript is spliced from 13 exons. The record is from RefSeq and is a predicted model, not a curated record. Gene Ontology annotation, cellular component: nucleus.